This is a messenger RNA of Bursaphelenchus xylophilus (pine wood nematode), 6109 nucleotides long. NCBI's taxonomy places the organism in Eukaryota, Metazoa, Nematoda, Chromadorea, Rhabditida, Aphelenchoididae. The record is from the annotation of a GenBank genome assembly.
AUGAUUGGAUUAGUUCAAAAGUCUCAUAGAGAGGUAGCAAAAUAGAUGGGUUGGUAGUCAAAACAUCCUGAUGAUUAGAUGACGGGUUGGAAUGGCCUAAAAGUCUCAGUUAGAUGAUUAAUUGAGAUUUUUAGGCCAUUCCAACCCUUUAUCCAACCAUCUGGAUGGUUUGGCUACAAAUCCAUCUAUUUGUCUACCUCUCUAUGAGGUUUUUGAACUAAUCCAGCCAUUUGGCAAGCCGUUCAAUCGAUUUCAGGCAAUAGUUUCGAUCCGCCGGGCGUCAUAUCGUAUCUUUUAGAAAUUAGCGGAGCCAACGUUCUUUUUAGCCUAUAAUUAACACUACUUUACAAAAAAAAAUCAUGCAGACAAAAUUCUAAUUGAUUUCAACCAAUAAUACAGAUUUUUGAUUAGAAACCAUCAAUUUGAAAGCGCCAUUAAAACGGUUUUAAACUUGAUGUUCAAAAAUUUCAGGGUCAAAAAGAAGUCACUCCAAAGCAAAUUCGCGAUGUUUUGGCCCUGAAUAUUGGCCGUCCAGCCGGCGCGCACGCCCCAACUCCCGGCCCAGCCUCGGUUCCCGGCGCUCCAGGCGGCCUUCCACCUCAAAAUGGCCAAGCGGCGUUCCCGGGCCAGUUCCAGCAACGUCCCGGCAUGCCAAUGGGACCACCCGGCCAAGGAUUCCCAGGCCAACAACUGCCCGGACAGCCGGGCCAGCCCCUUCCCGGUCAACCUCAGCCUUUGGGACCAAAGAACAGCGUCUCUAGUCAAUCGGGAGCACCAGGACAUGUCCCGUACAAUAAGUUCUUGCAGGUGGGAAGAAAUUUUGAAAUUGCAAAAAAAUUUGGCAUUUUUUUAUAAAAACUUUUAAAAAAACUUGUUUUAGCCCCUCUCGGAAUGCGAACAAACCAUCAACGACUUGAUCGAACAGAUCAUCUCGGAUCGUUGGCCCAUUCCCCAAGGCCACCGCCCUCUGCGAGCCACCGGUAGCGCCCUCGCCGUCGCUGUCACUCUGCUGGAGACCUGCUUCCCCAACACUGGCGCCAGAAUCAUGACCUUCAUCGGCGGCGCCUGCACUGUGGGCCCCGGCAUGGUGUGCAACGAGGAACUGAAGAGCCCGAUCAGAUCGUGGCACGACAUCAAAGAGGACAAUGCCGUCUACAUGAGGAAGGCGAUCAAGUUCUACGACUCGUUGGCCGCCCGGACUGUGAAGAAUGGCCACGCCAUUGAUGUGUAUGCGUGCGCGUUGGAUCAAACUGGUCUGUUGGAGAUGAAGAACUGCUUCAAUUUGACUAAUGGUGGGCUUAUUGAACAAAAAAAAGUUCAAUUUGAUUUUUUUUUUAAUUUUUUUACUUUUUUUUUAUUUUUUGAAUUUUUUGAUUUUUUUUGAAAUUUUUGAUUUUUUUUAAUUUUUGAUUUUUUUUUUUUGAUUUUAUUUUUUGUUUCAGGACAUGUAAUCAUGGCCGACAGUUUCGAAUCCACCCUCUUCAAACAGUCCUUCGCCAAGGUGUUCGAACGCGACGUGCACGGCCAACUCAAGAUGGCCUUCAACGCCACCAUGGAGAUCAAGCUGAGCGCCGGCCUGAAGGUGGAAGGCGCCCUCGGCUGCUGCGCCUCCGUCGGCGUCCGCAACCCCAUCGUCUCCGACAACGAGGUGGGCAUCGGCGGCACCUGCCAGUGGAAGUUCUGCUCCCUAACCCCCCGGAAUACGGUCGCGCUGCUCCUCGAAAUCAGCGCCCAACACGGCUCGGCCAUGCCGCAGGGAAGUCGCGCCGUGGUCCAGUUUGUGACGCAGUAUCAGCACGCGGAUGGAAGGAAGAGAAUCCGAGUGACCACCACUGCAAGACAUUGGGCCGACAUGACCACCCAACAGCCACAGAUUGCCUACGGGUUCGAUCAAGACGCCGCCGCGGUGCUAAUGGCCAGGCUGGCGUCGUUCAGGGCAUCGAAUGAAAAUGACUCUCCCGACACGAUGAGAUGGCUUGAUAGAAGCUUGAUUAGAUUGGUAAGGAGUGGGAAGGUUGUUGAAGUUGGUUAUGGGAUUUUUUGGAAAAAAAUGGGUUUUUUGAAAUUAUUAGGGUGAACCAAAAAAAUUUUCCGAUUUUUUUUUUUUUUUUUUUUUUAACAACGAAAUCACUUCUAUGGGGUAUGGAGUUACAGGUCGAGUCGUAUAUCAAGAAAAUCGUGAAAUUUUUCUGAUUCAGAAUAUGUAAAAGUUUGCAGCCUAAUUUUGGUUUGUCAGGGUGAAAAAAUCCUCAGAACUUUUCUCGCAAUACCAUUCAAAUGCCCCUUUUUUAAAUUUUUUUGUAUUGGAACUACUAAUUAAGGCGUAGUAUUAAUCAAAUUUGAUAUUUUAAGGCUUGUCAAGAUAUCAGGGUUCACUUUAGCUAAAAAAAGCUUUUGAUUCGAUAAAACUUGGUCAAAAAGGCAUUUGAGUGAUGUUGCGAGAAAAGUUCUGAGGAUUUUUUCACCCUGACACACCAAAAUUAGCCAGCUAAUUUUUACAUAUUCUGAAUCAGAAAAAUUUUGCGAUUUGUUUGAUAUAUGACUCGACCUGUAACUUCAUACCCCAUUGAAGUACUUUCCUUGUGAAAAAAAAUUUUUGAAGUUAUUAGGGUGAACCAAAAAUUUUUUCCGAUUUUUUUGAUUUUUUAUUUUAUUUUAUUUUUUUUUUUUUUUUGAUUUACUUCUUUGCAGAUCCAAAAAUUCUCCGAAUUCCACGCCAACGACCCCAAUUCCCUGAAAAUCAACGAACGUUUCCAAGCCUACCCGCAGUUCAUGUUCCACAUGAGGAGGUCCCAAUUCCUUCAAGUUUUUAAUAAUUCACCGGAUGAAACGGCGUAUUAUAGGUGAGGAAAUGGAAUUUUGGGAUGUUUUAUUGAAUAUUUGAGGCGAUUUUAAGGUUUUUGAAAUUUAAAAAAAUUUUGAAAAAAAAAAUUUUUUUUUACGUUUUUUAAUGCCUUUUUGCCUUAUUUGGGGUUGAAAAACUUGCUUGUCCCGGAAUUUGCGAUUUUUGCGUUUUAUUUGUCACGAUUUUAGGCAUAUCUUGUUCGUGGAGAACGUCGGCGAGUCCACCUCAAUGAUCCAGCCCAUGCUGUACUCGUACUCGUUUAAUGGCCCCCCAGAACCCGUCCUCUUGGACACAACCUCGAUCCAGCCGGACAAAAUUCUCCUCAUGGACGACUACUUCCAUGUCCUGAUCUAUCACGGGCAGACGAUCGACCAGUGGAAACGAGCCAACUAUCACGAGGACCCGCAAUACGCGACCUUCAAGCAGUUGCUUGAAGCCCCCGUGGAAGAUGCCCAACAGUUGUUGGCGGAGCGAUUCCCGGUCCCGAGGUAUAUUCAGACUCAACAUGAAGGAUCGCAGGUGAGAAAAAUUUUCUUGGGAAAGUAAAAAAUUGAAUUGAAAAUGACGAAAAUUGUAAUAGUUGACUCUAAAAAUGGUCUGUCGGGAAAAUAAUGUGGAUUUGUCGCUGAAAAAAAUCUUGUCUCGUCGCUGUCGCGCACAAAAUCUCCAGCCGCAGCUAGCCGUCGCAAAGCGAUGAAGCGCGAAAAUCCACAUUAUUUUCCCGACAAACUGAUAUAUUAGGCGUAGAAGUAUGAUCGUGCCGUUUUUCCGGCCCAUAAUUUCAAUCAAAACAAAAAAUUUUUACACUAAACUUUAUCCAAUUUUAUAUUCUAUUAUUAAUUCCGAGGGGUUUGCACAAUUUGGCCAACUUUCAAAUCCAUCAAAGAAAAUUUUUGGCUUUUUUGAAGCCAUCUAAAUAUCAACCCAAUUUUCGGCAUCGUUGUAUUCAACGAAGCGCUGCUGCCACAGUUCGUGUUCCAUCGGUCGAAACCAGUGAUAAUCUGAAAGUGCUGCGUCCGGAGAGUGUCGCGGGUGGGGUAAAACGUCCGAACUCGGCGGUUCUAGGGUGCCCUUGACCAGUUUUUCAACAUGGGGUUUGGCGUCAUCAUGCAGCAAAAUAAAAAUUGGUCAUACCGACCGCUUUUAUCAUAUUCUUGGUGGUGUUGCAUCAAGUCUUGUUCACAACGGAUGCCAGUAACCGUUUUGUCGGAUUUCAAGACCUCAUAGAAAAGAAGAUCUUGUUUUUGUCAUCAUAUACAGAGCAACACUUCCUUCCCGGUAAUGUUGGACUGUGCGGUCGCUUGUGUUUCGGGUUGUCAAAAUCGAUCCAUUGUUCUUCUCUGGUCACUAGACAAUGCAAAAAUGACUUUCUUUCCGUCUAUCCAUCAAAAUUUUGUAUGUUAUCCAUGUUGAGUUAGGUCAAUCCAUAUGACACCCAAGUCCCUUCUCUCUGGAUCUUUCCCAAUUGUUCCAAACUGAGUGAGCUACUUUAUGCAACACGUGUAACAUCACCGCUAGCUUUUCUUGCGCACCGGCAUCGUGUUGUUUGCAAUAAUCUCCAUAUUCAAAUUUUUGAUAUGGGUUGGAAAAUCACGGGAUUUGAAACGCUGAACCCCUUUCCAACGAAAUUUUUUUCACAGAGCACGGCCACAGUAAACUUCUGUAAGCAUUCCAUGCGUCAACGGCGCUUUUGCUCACAUUACAUGUGUAGAGGAAAAUUUCCCGCAAAUGGCAUUUUUCUGGGACGAAAGUUGGUCAUCUUUGAAGCUUUAUAAAAACCGCUAUUCUAAACCUAACCACACGAAGCAUAUAUCGAUAGACAGCGUUUUCAACGUUCUUCCAGGUGAUAUCAACAGAUGCACUAAAAGUUUAACUCCAGCUGUAAAAAGGCACACCUAAAAAAACGGCACGGUCAUACUUCUACGCCUAAUAACUAAAAAAACGAAUAAAAAAGACAAAAAAAUUAAAAGAAUGGGAGAUUUCGAGAAAAUUUUGUGGACAAAAAAUUGGAUAGAAACAGAAAAAUUUGGAAAUUUCCAGCUGGAAAAUUGGUUUUUGCCCUACCCCACGCGAAAUUCGAGAGAUAACGCAUAAAUUGGGAGAAAUGGAAACUCAUCGGAACUUUAAUUUCCUCUCUAAAAGUACGCUUUUUAGAGUCCACGUAUUUUGGAACGGAAAAUGAAAUUCUUUUUUUUCUUUUGUUGAAACUAACAGAGGAAGGAAAACAUCCCAAGUUCGACGCUAAGAUUUUGAUAAAAUUUGGCAAAAAAUCUGAAGAAAUUUGUUAAGGCAUAUACGAGACUUCUGGCUUGCGCUUUGCAGAAAUGCGGGAGCGACGAAUGGGGAAAAAGACAAUUUGGGAAACUGAAAAGUAUUAUUUUUCUUCGAUGUAAGUGUCGAAAUAAGGAUAAUCGAGGGUGCUGGUUCCGAAAAUGACAUUCAUUUUUUUGAUCGUUACUUUUUUCCUUAAGUAGUACUGUAAAGUAGUAAUUUUUUGAACUUUUUUCACAAACACUCAAUUUAGGGGUUUUCGAUGGUGCUGAUUCCGAAAAUCUUAUUUAUUUUUUAUGAUUUGGAAUCAGCACCAUCGAAACCCCUAAAUUGAGUGUUUGUGAAAAAAGUUUAAAAAAUUACUACUUUACAGUACUACAUAAGGAAAAAAGUAACUAUCAAAAAAAUGAAUGUCAUUUUCGAAAUCAUCACCGUCGUUUACCCUUAUUUCGACACUUCAUUGAAGAAAAAUAAUACUUUUCGAUUUCCCAAUUUUCUUUUUCCUCAUUCGUCGCUCCCGCAUUUCUGCAAAGCGCGGGCUAGGAGUCUCGUAUGUCUCAGAAAAAAUUAUUCAGAUUUUUUGCCAAAUUUCAUCAAAAUCUGAGCGUCGCGCUUGGGGUCUUCUCCCUCCCCUGCUAGUUUCAACAAAAGAAAAAAAAAAUUCAUUUUCGGUAUUCUCCUUCCCCAAUCAUCUUUUUCUCCAAUUGACGACGUUCCGCAGAAAUUGCGGAGAUUUUUAGGUCGUUUUUUCAAAAAAAAAAAGAAAAAAAAACAAAAAAUAUUUAGAUUGUAAAAUUUUAUCGGCUUAUGAACUUUCUGAACUCAUAUUUGCAAAACUUUCAGGCCCGUUUCCUCCUCUCCAAAGUGAAUCCCUCCAUCACCCACAAUUCCUAUCAAAGCCAGGACGGAAGCGCCGCCGUUUUCACGGAUGACGUCAGCUUCCAAGUCUUCACCGACCACCUCCGAAAACUGGUCGUCCAAGGCAACAGCUAA